Molecule: messenger RNA, 885 nt
Organism: Colletotrichum truncatum
Lineage: Eukaryota; Fungi; Ascomycota; Sordariomycetes; Glomerellales; Glomerellaceae
Product: ATP binding protein
Molecular function (GO): GTPase activity
Source: RefSeq, a predicted model, not a curated record
AUGAGCAAGUACGGUGUGAUGGUCAUGGGCCCCGCCGGGGCCGGCAAGUCCACCUUCUGUGCCUCCCUCAUCACUCACCUGAACCUCAACCGCCGCUCGGCCUUCUACGUUAACCUCGACCCAGCUGCCGAGUCUUUCGAGCAUGCGCCCGAUCUCGAUAUCAAGGAUCUCAUCUCCCUCCAUGAUGCCAUGGAGGAGGUUGGUCUCGGCCCCAACGGCGGUCUCAUCUACUGCUUCGAGUUCCUCAUGGAGAACCUCGACUUCCUCACCGAAGCCCUGGACAACCUGACGGAAGAGUACCUCAUCAUCUUUGACAUGCCCGGCCAGAUCGAGCUCUACACCCACAUCCCCAUUCUCCCUGCCCUCGCUCGUUUCCUCUCCCAGCCAGGCUCCCUCGACAUCCGCCUCUGCGCCGCAUACCUCCUCGAGGCUACCUUCGUCGUCGACCGCGCCAAGUUCUUCGCUGGUACCCUGAGCGCCAUGUCCGCCAUGAUCAUGCUCGAGAUCCCCCACCUCAACGUGCUGUCCAAGAUGGACCUCGUCAAGGACCAGGUGCGCAAGAAGGACCUCAAGCGCUUCCUCACGCCCGACACGGGGCUUCUCGACGACGAUCCGGUCAUUGCGUCAAGCGAGCUCGACGACGGCCGUGGCGAGGUCCACGACAAGGAUCUCGUCAUGCGCGGGAAGAGUUUCCAGCGGCUGAACAAGGCCGUUGCCGGGCUCAUUGAGAGUUUCAGCAUGGUCAACUACCUCAAGCUGGACGUCACGGACGAGGAGAGCGUGGGCGCUAUUCUCAGUUACAUUGACGACAUCAUCCAGUAUCACGAGGCGCAGGAGCCCAAGGAGAUGCAUGACGACGAAUUUGAACCUCAGGACGAUGAGUAG